UAACUGAAAUAGGAAGGUGCUGAAACCCAAGUUUAUACUCGUUCGUAAGCUUCGUAAGAAUGUUGGUUAACCUGUUGUACUAAUUACAGAAUCUAUAAGACGAGGCUCCGGAAAUCGUGUAUGUUGUGUAAAUUGCAGGAUUGCGGGAAUGAGUAGGUUGGUAAUAUUUUUAGUAGAAGUGUCUGAAGGCAUCAUCCUUAGUUGAUUACCAGAAAAUUCGAAGUGACCCGUGAUAUCUUUGCAGCUUACUUCUCACUACGUACGUGUAAGUAAUCGAUUGGACAGUGAAAUUAGCCAUGACAUUAAUUGAGGGAGUGGGAGAUGAAGUAACUCAAUUUUUUGCGCUUGUUGUUGUUGUAUUGGUUGGACUGAUUGCAUGGUGGUCAACCAGAAUUGCUGACCAACCUCUGAUACGCACCGUUUUGAUUCUUGAGCGGAGAUCAAGACAUCGUGUUUCUGUGGAGCAACCUCAAGUACCAGCUACAGCGAGCUCUUCGCUUGAGAACGGUAUUGACACUGGCCAGCUUGAACCCCUGGGAUCCAAUGAUGAAAAUCAACAGGAAAUAGCUGGUGGUGCUGCUUGUCAGAUAUGUAACAAAGAAACUGGUAAUAUUUCAUCACCACCAGCUGCUGCCAGCAGUCCACAUAACCUGAAUGGUGAUGAAACCUGGGAACUACAUGAAAGCAGCAAUGGAACUGUAAAUGAGAGGCGCCAGUCUAGUUCAUCUCCAGUAUCAGUCCCAGGGAAUGGUAACAAUUUUGCAGAAAGUGGCAGCCAUGUAGAUGUUCCAUCUUUCAAUUCAGCUGCAAAUGGUACACAUUCCUGUCUUCUUCGAAGCAGGCGUUUAGCUUUCUUCCAGAGCAGACAGGCAACCCUGUUGGAUUCUCCUGUCACUGAUGGACCAGUACUUUCAACAUCUAGCUCAGCUGACAGUGAUAACAUUGAUACUGCUAAUAGUAUAAAUAAUGAACAAGGGCCCACAUUCAUUUCGUCAGACACUAAUGAUGAUUUACCAACGACGGGGAGUAUUCGAAUACGACUUAAAUAUCUUAACGAUGAUCAGAAAUUAGUGGAAGGAAGGCUGCAUGAACAACUUGGAGAUUUUAAGAGGCGUCACUUUGGCCUUGAGCUUGAUGCUGACAAACUGGUUCGUCUCAUCUUUAAUGGUCAGGUACUGCAGAGUGACAGUGAGACCUUGCAAGGCUAUGGGUUGUUUGACAACUGUGUAGUUCAUUGUCUUGUGCACCAGCAGCGCUCUGGGUCAGUGAAUCGGGCUGGUUCCGCUGAGAAUGCGUCAACACGUGAUUCAGCAACGAACUCCAAUGUCGCAGCAGAUGCAGCUCCCCACAGGGACUGGGACUUAGGAAACAUUCUAUUUGCUUCUUUGAGUGUCUUCUUGGGUCUUGCCUGGUACUGUCGCUACCAAUAUGUCCAGCUGUUUAAUGCCACUACUACAGUUGCCCUUGUAGGUCUUACAGGAAUCCUUAUUGUGUCUCUGGUUGGGAUCUACCUACCAGAUCAAGAUGGUAUCAGGCAAUGAACAUUAGCAUUAUGUUGUUAAAUCCACUUUUCUUAUUUGUUAGCAGAUUGAAAGAGGUAUUGUUCCAGUAUUGAAUCUCUUGUAGUUUUCUGUGUGUCUGCAUUCCCUAACAGUACAUACAUUAAAUGAAACAUCCUUAUUGGAGUAUAUAAAUUAUAUUAAUACUGAUAUACAGGUACAUUACUUUUGCCUUUAAUAACAUUACAUUAUUUCAUAAAUCAGAAGUCAUUUUAUAGCGAAACCAACAGAUAUAAAGUCCAGUGUUAAUUCAGUACUUGGGAAGUUACUUCUCUUUUGAAAGUUACAACUUGACCCAUCUCCAUGUGCUUGUGGAAGAAGUUUCUUUAACACUUCUUCAAAAGUGAAUGCUGUGAAUGGAUUAUCAAAUAUAUGCCUUCUGUUUUCCUUUAACAACCUUUAAAAAUAUACACUGCAUAAACUAUUGCUGUAAAAAUUGUGAAUCACAUCAUUUCUUUCCAUGGUAAAACAUGAAACAAAUUUUUAAAUUCUGCAUAGAGCAUGAGUAUGGCAAUACUGAGAGUAAUCACAUGGUAUAAUUUCUUAACCAUCUACUGAGGGUGGCCUGGUCAAAUUACAUGUCUUUUUUCUGCUCGUUGUUUUAAUAGGAAGAUCUUAUGUGUUAAAGUGCAAAGCAAAAUUCUGAUGUAAUUAAAUAAGAUUGUUAGGUGAAAAUGUGUAAAUGUAGGUAUAUAUAUGAAUUUGUUCUUUAAAAUUUUAAUUUUUAAAUCAUUUUUCAUCAGUGAUAUUGAAAUUUGAAAUGCUUCAAUAUUGUCCAUGAGGGUAACAUGUUCUGCAUUACUGUGCUAUCUUCAUGCAGUAUUGUUUAGAAAUAAAUUUCUUGUGUCUAUAUGCAUCUAAUGCCUGCCAAAGUACUAAAAUAUUCCAUAUGUAAAAUUUGUAAAGUAGAAAAUAAAAUAAUAUUUGUAAAUACUAAUAGUCA
Messenger RNA from Cryptotermes secundus, 2502 nucleotides. RefSeq names its product transmembrane and ubiquitin-like domain-containing protein 1. Lineage: Eukaryota; Metazoa; Arthropoda; Insecta; Blattodea; Kalotermitidae. The record is from RefSeq and is a predicted model, not a curated record. The coding region runs from base 297 to 1541 and encodes 414 amino acids. Gene Ontology annotation, molecular function: protein binding. The transcript has 4 exons.